Schistosoma mattheei is the source of this 402-nucleotide messenger RNA. NCBI's taxonomy places the organism in Eukaryota, Metazoa, Platyhelminthes, Trematoda, Strigeidida, Schistosomatidae. The record is from the annotation of a GenBank genome assembly.
AUGAGGUAUGUUUUGAAAGCUAUUGUCAUGAAAUUUAAGGCUUUAGAUUUCCCUCUUACAAAGGUUUUAAGCGUUGGAAACUUUAAGAUAGGACUUAUACAUGGACAUCAAAUAGUUCCUUGGGGAGACCAAAAAAGUUUAGCUACGCUGCAACGGGAGUUAGACGUUGAUAUAUUGAUCAGUGGUCAUACUCAUAAGUUUGAAGCCUAUGAAUAUGCUGGACACUUUUAUAUCAAUCCUGGUUCUGCUACCGGUGCAUAUAGCCCUUUUGAAAAAAACCCGCAACCUUCAUUUGUUCUUUUGGAUAUUCAAGAAACCGCAAUACAGUUAUAUGUGUACACCCUAGUCAAUGAUGAACAUAAAGUUUCUCGCAUAGAAUACCAGAAAAACAAAUGUUUGUAA